GUCUUCGAAAGCAGAUGAUGGCUCCAGGUGAACGGAAGAAAUACUGACCAAUUUAUUUUCAAAAUGUCGGUGUCGGACAAUACAGAGACAAUUGACGGGCUUCCCAAGCAGUUUGUUUCAUCUUUGAGGAUACUAUUUGAGAUUUUGGACGAGGGUCGGAGUGGAUAUGUUCGUUUGUGUGACAUCGAGUCGAGGUGGAGCGAAAAUGGAGUCAAAGGCUUACCCACAGGUGUCGUCGAGGCUUUGAGAAAAGUCACCCCGUCUGACGGUUUAUUGAGCUUUAGUAAGUUUGUGUCCGGUUUGAGAUUAGCGUUAUUGAAAAAUAAGCCUCUCAUAAACCACGGCGGAAAGGAGAACCGCGGCCCCAGUCCCCACAUCCCAAGGGGUGACGCCCCUAGAGGGAGGGGGGACGCACCCCAACGAGGACACUCACAACCCCCUCCCCAAACCACGAGGGGGUACACGUCUCAGGCCCCAACUGCAACUGCUACAGUUAAACCUAACAAUGCCGCUAAUACGAAUUUUAGAAGGGGCUAUGGACACCCAUCUCAUAGCGAAAAUAUUUAUAACAGUACACACGAGUUGUACCGGGUGCCUCCCCGACCCGAGCGGCCCUCACAGUAUAGGAAAUCGGGGGAUUUGGCACCCCCAGACGUACCACCGAGGGAGAAAUCAAAAGGGGGGCGUGUGUUGAAUGAACUUAAAAACUGGCAGCGAGAACGUUCAAGUGCGAGUGCUGAGCCCAGAGAUCCGAGAUUACAAACCAACACAGACAAAGUAGCAUCUACUAACAGCAGAGUCGACCAGUAUGCUAUUUAUGCUAAAGAUCCUACCUAUGAGGUAGCUCCAGAAAGAUUAAACCGAGCCAACAUUGAACAGUUUCAACGAAAAAAUGCUGAAGAGACCAGCAAAUCAUCCGUCCACCCCUCUGUCCAGUCAAGCUCCGCCCUUCAGUCAGCCGAUCCACCACAGAAACCGGUGCGCAGGCAGAACUCGGCUCGAAGACAUACGCUCUCCAGUGGCCUCGACUAUAAUGCUAUCAAGAGGAUGAAGCAGUUUGAGGAGGAGCGAGACAUGCUGCUACAGGGGCUGGAGGCAGUGGACACAGCCCGAGAGUGGUACCGCAAACAGAUCUCUGCCAUACAGGAGAAGCAGAAAUACCUCGGCAAGGCCACGCUUAAUGAACACUCGCUGGAGGCCCACCAGGAGCGGAUGAACUUCCAGAAGGCCAGGAUUGUGGAGGUGAACCAGCAGCUGCGGACCCUCACAGACAGCUCAGAGAAGGGCUUUCCACUUCACAUGAACCUGGCCAUGGGUCCGUCGCCCAACCUGCACAUGAACAACAACUCUCUCAAGAUGCUCAAAGACCAGAACCGACAGCUCACCAAGGAGGUGAGUCAGAAGAGUGACAAGAUAACUCAGCUGGAGCAGGAGAAGUCCACCCUCAUCAGGGAGCUGUUCGAGUCCCGCUCCAAACACAAGACUAACUACGAUGACACAACGUUCAUGUAGACAACACAGAACAAGUCAGCAUCCAUCAACCGCUGACAUUCAAGGAACUGUUAGGACUCAUUUGUAAUCAUUUCUUCAAGGGUUGUGAUCAUGCAUAUUAUUUGCAGGAUAUAAAACAUGCAUCUCAAGUACUAAACCUACUGAUCCUAUUUAAUAGGUGAGACAA
Haliotis rubra (blacklip abalone) is the source of this 1678-nucleotide messenger RNA. RefSeq names its product suppressor APC domain-containing protein 2-like. NCBI's taxonomy places the organism in Eukaryota, Metazoa, Mollusca, Gastropoda, Lepetellida, Haliotidae. The record is from RefSeq and is a predicted model, not a curated record. The transcript is spliced from 7 exons. Bases 64 to 1512 code for a protein of 482 amino acids.